Messenger RNA from Gallus gallus (chicken), 319 nucleotides. Its product is annotated as basic proline-rich protein-like. Lineage: Eukaryota; Metazoa; Chordata; Aves; Galliformes; Phasianidae. Gene Ontology annotation, biological process: mitochondrial respirasome assembly; mitochondrial electron transport, cytochrome c to oxygen; regulation of oxidative phosphorylation. The record is from RefSeq and is a predicted model, not a curated record. The transcript is spliced from 4 exons. The coding region runs from base 16 to 264 and encodes 82 amino acids.
GGACAGCGGAGGAGGAUGAGAGUCCUGCGGGCCGCUCCUCUGGGACUGCUGCGCCCCCCCCCGGCCCCCCCCACCCCCCGGCGGAUCCACAACCGGGUCCAGGAACACCAAAAGCAUUUCCAGGAGGACAAUGGGCUCCCGGUGCACCUGAAGGGGGGGGCGAUGGACUCAGCUCUGUACCAUCUGACCACCCUCAUCUGCUCUGUGGGCACCUGCUAUUCCCUCUGGGCUUUGGCUCAGGCCUCCAGGCCGAAGAAACCCUAAAAGGGGGGGACGGACCCCCCCCCCAACGGUGACAAUAAAUGACGGGGACAAUUAA